Messenger RNA from Miniopterus natalensis, 1911 nucleotides. Lineage: Eukaryota; Metazoa; Chordata; Mammalia; Chiroptera; Miniopteridae. The record is from RefSeq and is a predicted model, not a curated record.
AUGACGUGCGUCUGCACGUCUUGCGGCAGAGUGCCUGCUGCCUCGGUGCUGCCCUCCUCCUGGCCAAGGUCAGGCCAAGUUUUCUUUUCUCUUCCCCCAGUUUGCUGUUUUGUGGUUCACAAGAGGUGCCAUGAAUUUGUUACUUUCUCGUGUCCGGGUGCGGAUAAGGGACCCGACACCGAUGACCCCCGGAGCAAGCACAAGUUCAAAAUCCACACCUAUGGAAGCCCCACCUUCUGUGACCACUGCGGGUCGCUGCUGUAUGGACUCAUCCACCAGGGCAUGAAAUGCGACACCUGCGACAUGAACGUGCACAAGCAGUGUGUGAUCAACGUCCCCAGCCUCUGCGGGAUGGACCACACGGAGAAGCGGGGCCGGAUCUACCUGAAGGCCGAGGUCACCGAUGAAAAGCUCCACGUCACAGUCCAAGAUGCGAAAAAUCUAAUCCCCAUGGAUCCGAAUGGACUUUCAGACCCCUAUGUGAAGCUGAAACUCAUUCCCGAUCCCAAGAACGAAAGUAAACAGAAAACCAAAACCAUCCGCUCUACUCUCAACCCCCAGUGGAACGAGUCCUUCACGUUCAAAUUAAAACCUUCAGAUAAAGACCGACGACUGUCCAUAGAAAUCUGGGACUGGGAUCGGACAACACGGAAUGACUUCAUGGGGUCGCUUUCCUUUGGCGUUUCGGAGCUGAUGAAGAUGCCGGCCAGCGGAUGGUACAAGUUGCUUAACCAGGAGGAAGGUGAGUACUACAACGUGCCCAUUCCAGAAGGAGAUGAAGAAGGGAACGCGGAACUCAGGCAGAAGUUCGAGAAAGCCAAGCUCGGCCCCGCCGGUCACAGAGGCUACGGCCCUUCGGAAGACAGGAGACUUUCCAACAACCUGGACCGGGUGAAGCUUACCGACUUCAACUUCCUCAUGGUGCUGGGGAAGGGCAGCUUCGGGAAGGUGAUGCUGGCUGACAGGAAGGGGACAGAAGAACUCUAUGCCAUCAAAAUCCUGAAAAAAGACGUAGUGAUUCAAGAUGACGACGUGGAGUGCACCAUGGUGGAGAAGCGGGUCCUGGCCCUGCUCGACAAGCCCCCGUUCCUGACGCAGCUGCACUCCUGCUUCCAGACAGUGGACCGGCUGUACUUCGUCAUGGAAUACGUCAACGGCGGGGACCUCAUGUACCACAUUCAGCAAGUAGGAAAGUUUAAGGAGCCACAAGCAGUAUUCUAUGCAGCGGAGAUUUCCAUUGGGCUGUUCUUUCUUCAUAAAAGAGGAAUCAUUUACAGGGACCUGAAGCUGGAUAAUGUCAUGCUGGACUCCGAGGGGCACAUCAAGAUUGCUGACUUCGGGAUGUGCAAGGAACACAUGAUGGACGGCGUCACGACCAGGACCUUCUGCGGGACCCCAGAUUACAUCGCCCCGGAGAUAAUCGCUUACCAGCCGUAUGGGAAAUCCGUGGACUGGUGGGCCUACGGCGUCCUGCUGUACGAAAUGCUGGCUGGGCAGCCUCCGUUUGAUGGCGAAGACGAAGACGAGCUGUUUCAGUCUAUAAUGGAGCACAACGUUUCCUACCCGAAAUCCUUGUCCAAGGAGGCCGUUUCCAUCUGCAAGGGGCUGAUGACCAAACACCCAGGCAAGCGGCUGGGCUGCGGGCCCGAGGGAGAGCGGGACGUGCGAGAACACGCCUUCUUCCGGAGAAUCGACUGGGAGAAACUGGAGAACAGGGAGAUCCAGCCGCCCUUCAAGCCCAAAGUGUGUGGCAAAGGAGCGGAAAACUUCGACAAGUUCUUCACGCGAGGGCAGCCCGUCUUAACACCUCCCGAUCAGCUGGUCAUCGCUAACAUAGACCAGUCUGAUUUCGAAGGGUUCUCGUAUGUCAACCCCCAGUUUGUGCACCCCAUCUUACAGAGCGCAGUAUGA